Molecule: messenger RNA, 1041 nt
Organism: Fusarium pseudograminearum CS3096
Lineage: Eukaryota; Fungi; Ascomycota; Sordariomycetes; Hypocreales; Nectriaceae
Exons: 2
Coding region: 1-1041 (346 amino acids)
Source: RefSeq, a predicted model, not a curated record
AUGUCUACCACAGUCACAGUUGAGCCGACCCAAACAGUCGCCGCUCGGUUUGAGACCAAGGACUUGGUCGAAUUCGACCCCAAUGUCGUCUACAACGACUGGCGAGAUGAGUUCCACAAGACAGGCUGCGUUGUCAUCAAGAACGUGAUUAGCCCCGAGCGAGCUCAGUACUACUGCGACAAGCAGAUUGAGUGGCUCAAGAAGUUCGAGCUCGGCUUUGAUGACAAGGACCCCAGCACUUGGAACGCCGAUCACCUCCCCGUCAGCUUUAAGGGUGGCAUGUACUAUGGCUAUGGUGCCACUCAUGAGAAGAUGGCUUGGGAGGCUAGAACCGAGCCCAAGGUUGUUGAGAUCUUUGAGAAGCUCUGGGAGACCAAGGAACUCCUCUGCUCUUUCGAUGGCCUCAACGUCUCUCUGCCCAACCGCACAGACAUCACCUGGAGCCCCUGGCCCCACUGUGAUCAAAACCCUGAGCGAAAGGGAAUGCAAGCUGUCCAGGGUCUUCUGAACUUUGCCCCCAACGGCGACAAGGAUGGUGGUCUGGUUUUGAUGAAGGGCUCAUCUAAGCUCUUCAACGAGUUCUUCGCUCAUAAGAGAGAGUCUGCUGAUCACGAGGAUGCUCCCCCACCGGAGAUCAAAUACAUGGACCUCUUCCUUUUCAGCAAGAAGGACGUCAAGUGGUUCGAGGACAGAGGCUGCGAGAUGUACAAGGUCAACAUGGACCCCGGUGAUUUUGUUCUCUGGGACUCUCGCACCAUGCACUAUGCCAAGUUCCCCGAGGGUGAUCAGAUCCGCCACGUUCAGUAUGUCUGCAUGACACCAAGAAAGUUUGCCACUGAAGAGGCACUCGAAGCCAAGACUUACUGUUUUAACAAUUUCGUUGGCACUACUCACUGGCCCCAUUGCAACAUCCGCAUCGCACAAGAGAAGCCAAUGAGGAAUGGCGAGAUCUGCCCCAAGUACCGCACAGAACCAUUUGAGAAGCCUGAGGUGACAGAUCAGAUCUUGAGAUUGGCGGGUGUCAAGUCUUAUGACGAGUAA